AAAAAAACGAAAAACGAGAAAAAAUAAAAGCAACAAUUUUGGCACAACAAAGAGUGAAAAAUAUUAUUUUUUCGCCUAAAAUCCGUUCUUUUCCCAAGAAACUUCUAACAAUCAGGUCCAAAAUGAUCGUGUUUCGUGAAAACUUAUUGUGCCGGGUUAGUGUUUGCCGAAAUCAGUAGAAAAUAUUUAUAUUUCGAGAGUGUUUACAGUCUGUUACGGGUUUGCUGUGGGAAGGAUCGCAUCAGAUUCUCGAGAGUAUCGAUUUUUCCUUCGAGGUCCGUGUAUGUGGGAAACCUAUAUAAUAGAGCAUCGAUUGUCUGCAAAAAUCUGCUAAAGCAGCUGGUGACCGAUGUGAACAUUAGCUGCAAAUGUACAAACGGGAGUGAAACGGUGGUUAAAUUGGUCGCAAUUAGCUCAAGGAUAGCCCUCGAUAAAGGAAUACGACAGCUCGGUGUAGGAUUAGAAAAAAGUUACAGCAACGAAGGAAGGAAAACUUUCAACUGCAUAAAACGUAGGCCAUGUAAGCGGAUUUCACUUAGGAAGAUAUGAAGUCUGAUGUGUAGCGCUGGAUGUGCUGUCCCGCUGAAGCUGAACCGAACGUAGUACGGUCGUUUACACAUUCGGUUGCACCUCCCGAGCGAUUGUAGUGGUUCGAUGUGCGUCACCAGAAGCGCCUAGAGAGUUGUUGUUGCUCGGGCUGCUGCCGUUGUAGCGGGGAAAACUGAUAGUUGGAUUUGUAUUCUAGAUCGAACCUGUAGGAGGGAAACAGGUCCGCUAGUUCAUUCGUCAUUCUUAGUUCGUCAGAGCAACAGCUGUAAUUGAGUGCGGUGGCUGCUGCAGUAACAUACGAGGAGGUGAUAACGCCGAUAGUUGGGAAAGUUACGCGAGGCAAACGAAGUGCGAAGUGUGUUUGUUUUGAUUUCGUAUUUCAUUCAGAACCAAUCGGUUCCUUGAGGGUUCAGUAGUCUACAUAGUGCGGUAAUAAUAUAAGAGAGACGAUGCGAUGCAGAAACGUCUGUAGACAGAAAGGUGGUUGAAGUGAUUGGGUUGAUAAUUGUCCACGGAAAAGACAACAGUUGGUGGGGAAAUAUUGAUCGUGGGUUUUUAUCGAAGUUCGCAAAAUGGGAGGAUCAGUAAGUCAAGUGUUUCGAUCGGGAAGCGCGCUGUUGUCCAAUAGAGAUGGUCACAAGGUGUCUGAGACAACCGUUGAUAAGGUGAACACAAUUUUCGAUGCACUCAGGGCAAAUCCGAAGAUUUCUAUACAGCGGUUGGAGCCGCUUUUACUGCAAAUUCCGAAGUACGAAAACAUCCUAGCAAUACACGAUGAAACAGGCUACAAUUUGCUCCAGAAGAGUGUAGGAUUGAACCAUAUAGAACUAGCCAGAUGGUUGCUCCAGAGGCACCGCCCAGAUGUAAACAGGAGUUCCUGCUCAUUGCCUCUUCACAUUGCAUGCCUAAAAGGAUAUGAAGAGUGUGUCGAACUUCUGCUGAAACAUGGAGCAAGAAUCGAUACGGAAGCUAGAAUGUGCUUCCCCGGUGCUCAUUCUCACAAUUGCGAAGAAAGUGGAAAGUACAAAAAUCAAGGGGAUGACGUGGGUGUCUGCGAGCGGCCUAACACGAAGCUUCAGAACGCAGUUUGCUAUGCCAUAGACGGAGACCAGAUUAGUGUGCUCAACAUUCUGGCCCAGAAGAUGGAGGAACCGUGGAUGCCGUUCCGGGUGCGGAAACCGUUGCUGCACAUAGCGUGCGAACGGGGUGCCUGGAAGUGCGUCCAACAUCUGGUGCAGACGCGAUCAGACGAGAUUAACCUAAUCAAGGACGAGUACUAUCCCAUCCAUCAGGCUGUGCUACAUGACGGGCGAUUUCUGGAGUUGCUAAUCCAGCAUGGUGCCAUUACGACGGUGCGCACGUGCACCCAGCAAAUGACGCUGCUGCAUGUCGUUAUCUUAGCGGCGAGGAAAUCCGCUGAAGAUACUUUGAACACUAUCCGAAUAUUGUUAGAACGUGGCUGCAAGGAGCUUAUCAACAGUCCUGAUUCGCUCGGCAAUACUCCACUACAUGCAAUAAUCGUCCGCUAUGCACUAGAGGAGGCUAGGUAUGGCUAUGAUAAGUGGAACAAAUGGGAUGUGCUACAUUUGGUGCGCUUUCUGCUGCAAAACGGUGCUAAAAGCUCAAUCAACCAGGCCGGGAACAGUGCGCUGGCCUGCGUCUUUCGCCAUAUUAGAGAUUGGGAAGUGUGCUAUGAACUGUUGAAUAUGCUUAUUAAGGAAGGAGGUGAUCCAAACAUCGUAGGACGAGAUGGAUCGGUUCCGAUUAUGGUCUGUUUAGUGCCACUGAUCAACAAGGAUCCGCUGCAUCACUUUACUCAUUCGAUGAAAGUGUGCUAUCUAAACUGCAUUCGGAUACUACUGCAGAACGGUGCCAACCCAAACUGUUCGUACCGCUCGAAUCUCACGCCGCUGCACGUGCUGAUUUUUACCGUGUCGGAAAACUUUACCCUCAACUGUGAUACGCAGAAGCGCGCCAAUUUUGACUUCAUAAAAAAUAUUCUGAUCCUGCUGCUGCAGUAUGGCUUGGACUGUAACAUCACAACCCAGCACAUUCUGCAAUCGGUGAUCGAUAUGAUUGCGAACGUACGUACCUGCCCGGAUAUUCUGUGCGUGUACGAGCUGGUGCUGGUGCUCAUCCAGUACGGAACGGAUCCGAACAUUACCCUGAGCAAUAAGCUGAUGAUGAGCGGAAGCAGUAGUUCGUCCAUGAACUACGUCAAUGAUUUCAUCAAUUUCGGUGGCAUGAGAGCUGUUGGGGGAAGUGAUGGCGCCGGCCCUAGUGGGAGUGGAGCUGCUGGGCAAACAGCCGCUAACGGCGCCGUAGCGGCCAGCAAUGGCAACGGAAGUGACAAUCUGCGUAGCUCUUUCCGAAACAAUGCGCGUAACUAUCUUCUAUUCUAUUACAUUAUGCUCAUUACACGGAAAGAGUUCAUACUGCUCGAUCGCGAGCAAACCUAUCAACGUAUUAUCUAUCUGUUUUACUAUUCUAUGAAGCACGAUACGCUAUUCAACUGCCUCAAAUCGCUGCACAAUCUGUUUAUAGCUCAGGUUCCGAACAAAUCUAUCGAUAAUCUGAGGCACCUGAUAAUCACACUUUACAAGAAACCUCGUAGUUUGAAGCAACUCUGUCGGGUAUGUAUAUACAAUAGUCUGAACAAGAAGCUUGCACCAAGUAUAAACAGACUCAAUCUACCGCUUCCCCUCAAAGAGUACGUACUGAACUUCGAAGGGUAGAGUACCUUUUCGAUCCACUAUUGUACACACCCCGUUAACUCUCUCUAUGAAUAUAAAUGUCCGCGUUUUUCAAUGUUAGAUAUUGUGUAAAUAAUGAUUAUAUGCUGAUCAACAAUACAGAUGUUUAAAAAUGAAGAAACACAACAAUCACUACCAGAAGCUGAAACAGGAUAACGUAGUUUGAAAACCAGUCACUUAUCAAUACAACUCAAUGAAGCAAAGGUUAACUGAUUACAGGUGAAACUGUUAGUAAACUAUUUUACCUGCACCACCUAUUCCGCUCUUUCUUCUCGCUAAAUUUAAUUUUCCAUAAUAGACCUAUGAAGGAAAUGUAAACACUGAACACAAGGAAUCUAUUCGCUUUAUCCCAAUGCAUUCAAGUGAACUCAGUCAUCACCGACACUUUAACGUGUUUUAAAAAUAUUAAAAUGAAAUAUAGAUAACAAAUAUAUCGAA
Molecule: messenger RNA, 3740 nt
Organism: Armigeres subalbatus
Lineage: Eukaryota; Metazoa; Arthropoda; Insecta; Diptera; Culicidae
Product: ankyrin-3
Exons: 9
Coding region: 1122-3284 (720 amino acids)
Biological process (GO): intracellular signal transduction; protein localization to T-tubule; regulation of cardiac muscle contraction
Cellular component (GO): T-tubule
Molecular function (GO): protein binding
Source: RefSeq, a predicted model, not a curated record